CGCGCGAGUCGAACCGUUCGUUUGGUAGUUUAUCCGCUCGGGCGGCGUUCGUAACAUGAACUCGCAUUUCGAUACGUGUCGCGGCUCGCCGCGCUCGCUUCGUCGAUAACAUCUGCAAAUCCGAUAGUGAUAGCGCGAUACGGCUCGAUUUCGUGUCAAACGCGACAGUCUGCCGCGAGCCAUGUGAUCGCUCCCGCCGAUGGGAGCGAGGAGCGAACAAAAAAGCCGCCCGCUAAUGUCUACCCCUCCCAGUCGCUACAAAAAAGGGAUAAAAAGAAUAUUCCUGGAAUGCGCACAUGUGGACGCCGGGUAACUGAGGCCUUCAUCGAGUCCGCAGUGUCGUCACGAUGCCUCGCAGGAACAAGUGGACACAUCUGGCUGCGGGCGUCGUCGCCGGCGUCCUGCUCGGCAUGUUCAUCAAAAUGUGCUCGUGGACUUCCUCCAGGACAACGAUGGAAACCUGUCCGCAAUCCGCGAAAGCGUACGUCGCCCCCGACCCGUACGCCUUGAUAGGCCUCGGCCCCGAAGAGACAGUGCAAAAUUCUAACAGGACUUUAGUUUUCGUGGGUGUUAUGACGGCGGAACAGUACUUGGAUACUAGAGCUAAAGCAGUGUUCGAGACUUGGAGUCAAGAUUUGCCGGGUCGUAUUGCGUUCUUCAGUUCGGAAGUGUCGCGAGCUCCAGGAUUGCCUCUGAUUCCAUUACGGGGUGUGGACGACAGUUACCCACCGCAGAAGAAGUCAUUCCUUAUGUUGUUGUACAUGUACGAGAAAUUUGGCGAUAAAUUUGAGUGGUUCAUGCGUGCGGACGACGAUGUUUACGUUAGAGGUGAUAAGAUGGGGGAGUUCUUACGGUCGGUGGAUAGUCGAAAGCCUCAGUUUAUAGGGCAGGCUGGCAGAGGCACGAACUCUGAGCGGGACGCAUUAGCGUUAGACUAUAAUGAGAAUUUUUGCAUGGGCGGUCCCGGAGUGUUGUUUUCUAAGGAGACCUUACGGAGGGUGGCUCCCCACGUGAAGUACUGCCUCAAGCACCUAUACACGACGCAUGAGGACGUCGAGCUCGGCCGCUGUGUUGCCAAGUUCGCCGGCGUUUCCUGCACAUGGAGUUACGAUAUGCAAACGAUUCUGCAUCACAACAGCAGUGGCUCCGCAGCAUACACCGGCCGCCUGAAGAAGAGAGAAGUCCAUAGAGCCAUUACUCUUCACCCAGUCAAAGACCAUAGACAUAUGUAUCGACUCCACUCAUACUUUAAGAACCUUCGAAUUCAAGAGAUAAGGGAGGACACUCUGGAUCUUCAUAGAGACAUCGCGAUGUCGUUGCGGGAGCUGUCAGUGCCUGCUGACCAGGUCGAGGACUUUGUGUUGCCUGGUGAUAUCCCUUUAUUCCCCGUGAAACUUGGGGAAUCUGGGUAUUUAGGCAACAAUACUAUAUUAGGUGCACCCAUAGAUAUGAACAGACACAAUCCAGACAAUUUUGAUGAGAUAAUGCCUUUCGAUUUCAUCAGUAAGUCAAUUUAUUCCGUGAGUCACUCCAACCCGAAGAGAAGAAUCGAAGGCCCACUGAGGGAAGCCAUCGAUGACGUCAUCAGAGAGGUAAUGGAGAUCAUCAACGCGCCGUCCCGUCAGCGCGGACGGAUUAUCGACUUUAACGAGUUGUUAUACGGUUACGUUCGGCUUGACCCGCUGCACGGCGUCGAUUACAUACUGGACUUGUUGCUCAAGUACAGAAGGUACCGGGGACGGAAGAUGACAGCUUCUGUGAGGAGACACGCAUACUUGCAGCAGACAUUUACUGCCAUGGAGGUAAGAGAGCUACCAAUGGGAGAGCCUCCGCCAUUCGAAGACCCAAAAAUUCUCAAAGAGAGCAGCGACAAAGAGUUUAUUAACGAUUACGAAGACUUCGACGAGUCGAGUCAACAGCAGAACAGUUUUCUAGAUUUCGGGAGACUCAAUGUUAGAGGAGCAUUGGAGAGCAGCCUAAUGAAGAUUCACCACACUCUUCCCAAAGUUUUACAAUGGAACGACGAACCGGAAUACGCUGUUUUUGAUCGAAAGAUACAUUUCAUACUACCGCUGUUGGGCAGACAGGAGAUUUUCGGGAGAUUCAUGAAGAACUAUGAGGACAUCGUAUUAAAAAGCAACGAGGCUGUGAGAUUAAUAGUUGUACUUUAUUUAGAUAGUAAGAAUCCGUUAGACUACAAAAAUGCGGAGUCUUUAAUUAAUUACUAUGAAGAUACAUAUGGAAAGGAGAUCAAAUUGGUUGAGAUGGGAUCGACUACAUUCUCCAGAGGGGCGGCGUUGACUGAAGGCCUCAAAUUGUGUUCAGGUGAUGAUUUAGUGUUCUUCAUAGAUGUAGAUAUGAUGUUCAAUUUUGUGACUCUCAGGAGAAUUAGGAUAAAUACCAUUAAAUACUAUCAAGCAUUCUCUCCAAUAGUGUUCAGUGAAUAUAACCCUGAAGUGGUGAAUGGUGAAGACUAUAAUAUGUUUAAAGGUGAAACUCCCGUUACGAAUUCUGAUGUAGAUGAUAAAAAUAUAGUGAGUGAUGAAAGUGUAAAGAGCGACCGGGAAAUUGCUAAUCUAAAGUACUCUAAAGACAUAAACGAUGAUAAUGGAUACUUUAGACAGUACGGAUUUGGCAUCCUUAGUAUUUAUAAGUGCGAUUUUGAUAGGGUAGGCGGCUUCAAUUUAAGUAUAAAAGGUUGGGGGUUAGAGGAUGUGCAUUUAUUUGAGACAUUGAUAAAAUCAAACUUGACAGUUUAUAGAGCUGCCGAUGACAGUUUAGUGCAUAAAUUCCAUUCUGUGGACUGUGAUAAGAAUUUAGAGAAGAGUCAGUUCUUGAUGUGUUUGGGGACGAAAGCAUCGACGUAUGGUAGUGAGAAACACAUGACAUAUUAUAUGUUAAAUCACCCAGAAAUUCUGUGGCCCGAAGAAGAGAAAGGUGUCAGCUAGUACAGGGUCCAAUUAUGUAUAUAUUUUAUCGAAUUAGAUGUUAUUUUGCUGAAGUCCAUUUCAUUACUUAAUGGAUUUAUACUAGUUUUUAUAAUUCCGCUACCAUUAGCAUGUGUGUACCAAACAUAUUCAGUGCGGAAACCUGACCAUCGUCACUAGAAGCGUGAAGACCUUCAGCCAAAUUCCGUCCGUUAAGUGAAGUCGCUGUUUGGUCGCCGAACAGUCUACACUAAGCUUCCAAGCUACAUCCGAACUCUAUUCAAUUCCUGAUGAUGACCUCGUUCAGAGGCGAAACGCGUUUCACUAUAUGUGUGUAGAUUCAAUAACGGUCGGAAUUUGGUCACCAACAGAGAAAGUCGUAACACUUCCAGA
Achroia grisella is the source of this 3320-nucleotide messenger RNA. It is a transcript of the gene Chsy, whose product is annotated as chondroitin sulfate synthase 1. The coding region runs from base 348 to 2948 and encodes 866 amino acids. Gene Ontology annotation, molecular function: glucuronosyl-N-acetylgalactosaminyl-proteoglycan 4-beta-N-acetylgalactosaminyltransferase activity. The record is from RefSeq and is a predicted model, not a curated record. Gene Ontology annotation, cellular component: Golgi cisterna membrane. NCBI's taxonomy places the organism in Eukaryota, Metazoa, Arthropoda, Insecta, Lepidoptera, Pyralidae. The transcript is spliced from 6 exons.